This is a messenger RNA of Pseudophryne corroboree (corroboree frog), 2456 nucleotides long. RefSeq lists its product as uncharacterized. Lineage: Eukaryota; Metazoa; Chordata; Amphibia; Anura; Myobatrachidae. Bases 383 to 2425 code for a protein of 680 amino acids. Gene Ontology annotation, biological process: regulation of DNA-templated transcription. The record is from RefSeq and is a predicted model, not a curated record. The transcript is spliced from 12 exons.
CAUGUAUGGGAUCAGUAGUUAGAGGGUGUGCUGAUCCUUGUAGUGUCAUACUGGACUAUACUGGGGUGCCUCCAGCCUGCGAGGCCGAUUCCACUUCCUGCUCAACAAGUCACCCGGAAGUUGAUAUAAUUGAAGAGAACGACACACAGCAAGCGGGAAGCCAGGUGGAACGCACAGGCCGGAAGUGGGGUGGAACGCAGAGACCUGAAGCCCGGUGGAACGCACAGGACGGAAGCGGGGUGGACCGCAGAGACCGGAAGCCGGGUGGAACGCAAAGACCAGAAGCCGGGAGUGCACAUCUUCUUGCGGGUGAGGAGGCUGUGAGUGGAAGGGGACUUUUAAGCUGAGAGCAACCAGAGUCUUUAUUAGAAGUCACGUGAGGAUGAAAUGCGUCACUGAUUCACUGAGGAUGGACCAGGGCAGGAGUCACAUGACUGAGAGGAUAUUAAAUCUCACCCUGGAGAUCAUCUACCUGCUGACUGGAGAGGAUUACACAGUAGUGAAGAAGACAUCCAUUGAGUGUGAGACCCCCAGUAUCCGUCCUCAUGUGUCAGGAGGAUUGAGCAUGACCCAGAGCCCCAUCACGGUGCCUCCACCUCACUCACUGAUAUAUGAGAGAGAAAAUGACCAGAAGAUCCUGGAAAUCACCAACAAGAUCAUUCAGCUGCUGACUGGAGAGGAGGGUGAUUAUAUAGAAGGACACAAAGACCUUUACAAGGACGUGAUGAUGGAGAAUCACCGGCCCCUCACAUCACUUGAUGGAUCCAGUAACAGAGAUUCCCCAGAGAGAUGUCCCCUUCCUUUUUAUUCCCAGGACUGUACAGAGGAGAAUCACAGGACCCCACAGGAGGAUCAGGGUGAAGACAUAACUGAUGUUAAGGUAGAAGAUGUGAAGGCAGAAGAAGAGACAUAUGUGUGGGGUGAUCAACAGUAUGGAGAUAAAAUCGGGAAUCCCUCAGAGGAACAUCUCAUCUUCUCUGCAGAUAAUGAAAUGAAAUAUACUUACACCAAACAAGAGUCUUCAGGAGAAAUCCCUAUUACACAUCCAGUUCAUCACAUUGCAGAUACAUCAUCUGAAUCCACUUAUUGUGUCAAGUGGUUUACAAAGAACACAAAGCUUGUUACCCAUCAGCCAGCUAAGUCAGACCAGAAGCCGUUUCCAUGUUUUGAAUGUGGGAAACGUUUUACCCAUCAAUCAUCUCUUGUUAAACAUCAGAGAAGUCACACAGCUAUGUCUUUCAGGCUGAGAGUUGGGGGUGAGGAGAGGCAGAAGGAUGUGUUUGUCACCCAGCCUGAGAGUGAGGAGGAGGAGGAUGAUGAAGAGCCUGCUGUGUCUCUCCCCGGGAAGACACUUACCGGCAGAAAUGUGCGCUUCAGUUACAAUGAGAAUUGCGCACUGGUGCACGCUAUGCUGCCUGUGUUUGAUCGCCUUCUUGGAUGUCAGUCGCACCGAACCACCCUGGCACGCAAGAAGGCAAUGUGGAAGUCCAUCACGGACGCCGUUAACGCUGUGAGCUCCUACCGGCGGUGUGUGGAGAAUGUUAAAAAGCGGUUUAACGACGUCAAGCGUGUCUUAAAAGCCAAGAUGGUGGAGGAGCUCCACGAGGCGCAGAGGACAGGGGGUGGCCAUUCUGCAUCUAUCCUCUACACAUCCUUCGAGGAGGAGUUAAAGCAGGUGAUCCCACCCAAAAUCCUCCCUGGGUCUCACAUUGAGUAUACGGAUCGUCCUCCAUCCCAAGCCCAUCCUACUACGCAACAGAAGAGGACUUCUACCCACGUGAGGUCUUCUACCGUGGCUGCAAAAAGGCAUCGUCCACAAACAGAAGACAGUGAGGCUGGUCCAUCUCGUGCAGCUCCCCCAAGAUCGGUGGUGGUUGAGGAGUUUAAGGAUCAGCAGGAAAUUAUCCUGACACCGAUUGCGCCGCUUUUGCCGCCUGACCACACCGCAGCUGGAUUUGCCAUGGAGGAACAGCAGCAGGUUCCCCCACAGCCCACGCCAACAUCUCAAACAACGCCAUCUGUGGAGGAGGUGGCCCAGCCACUGGAGAGCUUCCGGCAAACUCAAGUCAAAUACAUGACCACGCAGACGCAGCAGAUGAACAAUAUCAGCAGCCAGCUGCGUAAACUUACAAAUGUGGCCAGAGUGGCUCAGGGUACGCGAGACCGAAGGGCCCAUCAGCUUGACAUGCGGCUCCGUGACAUUAGUCGGGCUAUUCGGGCACAAACAGAGGCCGUUAUUAGCCUGACAAAGGAGCUUACAAGCCAAAGGGUUACAGCAGAAGCACAGAGUGUGUCGGUGAGUAGUCUGACACCUACCCCCCAAACCGGGUCACCAACCACGCCCCUAAGGUGGAGUGUGCGCACAUGUCGUAGUGUGGGUAAAGGGGUAGGUAGGGGCAGAGGGAGUUCAGGCCCCAAAAAAUAAUUGUUUAUGGUUGUUUGAUCGGAUUGUUUAU